Messenger RNA from Diabrotica virgifera virgifera (western corn rootworm), 917 nucleotides. RefSeq names its product THAP domain-containing protein 2-like. The coding region runs from base 144 to 530 and encodes 128 amino acids. The transcript has 4 exons. Lineage: Eukaryota; Metazoa; Arthropoda; Insecta; Coleoptera; Chrysomelidae. The record is from RefSeq and is a predicted model, not a curated record.
UAGAUGGGAUCACUUCGGCCAUGUUGUGCGUCUCAUUGACACUAUUGACAGCUCUUGUUGUUUGGUUUAGUUGUGAACUUAAAAAAUAUAUUUUAUAAAUUGUUUUGAACUUAUUUUUGCAGUGAUUUUAUAGUGACAAUAGUAUGCCGUCGUGUGCGUUCCCGUCGUGUAAUUAUAACGCUCGAAUGAAUAAAGAAAACUCAACCAAAAUCUCCUUACAUUGUUUUCCUAAAGAUGUUAAAAGGAGAAAGGCCUGGAUACAGUUUGUAAAUAAAGAGAACUGGGAACCAAGCAAAGGAAGCAGAUUAUGUACAAAACAUUUUGCUGAGAGGGAUGUAGAUCGGACUUCCUUAGCUUAUCCUAUUCGUUUGCGAGAAAAUGCAAUCCCUACAAUUGGUGAAUCUCAGGUGCUACAAAUGCAGGAGAAUGCAAAAGUAAGACCGAUUCUGGAAUAUGCUGGUGGAACGUGGUAUCUUGAUUUGAUUCGAGACAAAACUUUGUUGGAAAGCGUUCAAAGAAAAUCCACUUGAAUUUCAUUGGAACUGAGAAGACCCCCCUAUGCAGAGAGACUUAAGUAUGACCAACCUAACUUCUUUUGAACUUUACCGACAACGUGGAGACUUAAUUAUCACAUUUAAAAGAUUAAAAUUCAAUUUCGGAAAUCUCAACCAAAUGUUUACCAUAAAUCAAGAUGAAUGCCUCAGAGGUUACCAGUUUAAACUUAAAAAAGAGAACUUCUCUACAAGAUCAAGACAGAACUUUCCACUAAAUAGAUUUUUCGUGAGCUGGAAUAACCUUAGUGAUAACAUUGUCUCGGCCUCUUCUACCAACACGUUUAAAAGUAAAGUAGACCAUUUUCUAUAACAGUCGAAAUAUUGUUUUUUAUUUCAACCGAAUUGUAUUUUUUUUUUGGUUUU